AUGGGGUUCCUAAGCUAUGUCAGGGAGAAGAUACAUGACAUACGCACGGGACAGGAUGCGAAGCGGUCUCCAGCUGUACAUGGUGCGGCAUUUUCCUCGGCCGAAGCGCAACAAGUACCUGCAGAGGGCGCAUUGCCGGCUAACCGGCCGGGAGACGAACCGACGGAUAAAGAAGCAGACAGGACUAUGCCGGAACAGAACGGGAGGCAGAAGCCGGGUGACAUGCUGCCGAGACACGUUAUGAAGGCAAGUACUUCUUCCCAGACACAGGACGAAGGUCCGAACCGAGUGGUAUCCCAGCUGUCGUCCAAGCCGAGUGCCUCCGAACAGAAAGGAGCGACCCGCUCGACGUCCACUGCUGGCCCGCGGGCCCAAUCCGAGGCUUUUCCGAGGCCUUCUUUGCUCGCCUAUGAUUUAACUACCGCGCAGUCCCUGGCUCUUUCUGCAGUAUCGCCGAAGCAAUAUCGGGCUCCCGUAUCGCCGUGGGCGCCCACCACACAGCCACCACUGCUUACUUACGAAUUGACAACCGCUCGAGCACUUAUGAUUGGUGCCGCUGACCGCAAACAAAAUGGAACUAAAGCGACGCAAACAAAUAUGGAGACGCUGAACUCCAGGAUCGACGCUGCGAAAUCCGGUACCGCGCCCGAGUCAGAUGCUAAAGGACCAGUCGUCAGGCUGUGCUUGUUCAAGACCCAUUUAAGUCCUGAUCAUCAAGUCACCUAUAAUCAGACCCAAGCUCAGACUUUGCUGUACGGUCGUUCAGAAAUGAACAAGUCGGCACCAAUUGCGGAAAAGGCAGCGACACACGCCGUCAGCAGUACGCACCAGGUUCUCUACAAUGAAACGGUGGCGAGGCAACUAAUGAUGGGCGAUCCAUGUGGCUCUUCUUGUUGUCAGAAGAUGGAGUCCCGGUUGGCAGUGUAUGAGCUGACUCAAGCGAGGAUUCUAGGGGCGGCCAAAUAUCAACCGACAGACGACUUCGCGGGUUUAACUAAUUUAGCGAUUUAUAACUUAACCGAGGCCAGGAUGUUAGCAGCGCGCGUGGGAUCCCUGAGAGAGAAGCGUCCCGGUAAAAUCGCAGUCGAGUCAAGCGCCAAGAAUAGAAGAGUGCAGAUGGCUCCGACGGCUCAAUACGCCCAGACUCAAGCCCAGAUUUUGCGCUUCAAGUAA
Molecule: messenger RNA, 1173 nt
Organism: Gregarina niphandrodes
Lineage: Eukaryota; Apicomplexa; Conoidasida; Eugregarinorida; Gregarinidae
Exons: 2
Coding region: 1-1173 (390 amino acids)
Source: RefSeq, a predicted model, not a curated record